This is a messenger RNA of Annulohypoxylon maeteangense, 1013 nucleotides long. RefSeq lists its product as uncharacterized. Bases 67 to 714 code for a protein of 215 amino acids. The record is from RefSeq and is a predicted model, not a curated record. NCBI's taxonomy places the organism in Eukaryota, Fungi, Ascomycota, Sordariomycetes, Xylariales, Hypoxylaceae. Gene Ontology annotation, cellular component: mitochondrion. The transcript has 3 exons.
CUCUCAAUAGCCGGACUAUAUCAUCUGAGAAGCCAAUUGGCAUCCCGCGACCACACAUAACCAAAGAUGCAUGCCCUCCGAACGAGAGCGGCUUGCGUAGCCAGGCGAACACGGCCGACAUCUCUACGAAUAUCGCGCUCCUACGCCUCCGACGGCCAUAAGGAACCCGGCCACGAAGAUCACGGCCAUAAAGAAUCUAGCCAUGACGACCACGGCCACGAUAGCCACGGACAUGACAGUCACGGGCACGACCACCACCACGCCCCCGAAGUACCCGAAGGACUAGGCUCCGGCUUCUACGUCUUCGCCGCAGCGGCGCCCUUGAGUUUCCUCGGAUACCAGCUAACGCGGCCGGGCGCCAACGGCGAGCCCUCGACCGUGACGUCCUGGAUGCGGAACUUCGACUACUUCAACGACUACGAGGAGCGCAACGCCCUGCGCAGCAACUACAUCGACCAGGCCUCCCACGACAAGCACCUGUUCCUGUACUCCGGCAGGAACCCGCACGUCGAGCUGAAGAUGCCAGAACUAAUCGACUCCGGCUCCCCGUGGAAUGUACCCGCAGGCUUCUACCCCAACCUGAGCCACCUAACCGAGCACUACCGAAAGCAAGCGGCCGACGAAGAGGAGCGGAAGUACAAGAAGUUCCAAGAGAUAGCAGCGAAAGCCGCAGCAGCAGCAGAAGAAGAGCAGAAGAAGGAAGCCGCGGCGUGAGGAGUGAAGAUGUACACCGAUAUAUCUAUAAAUACCUACAUACUACUAUCCUUGUGCAAUGGACAGACGGACGUACAUAGCAUAUUAGAGAUGAAGAAUCCAACGUGCGGGUUCCUACCUAGGGAAUAGGCGGCCGCUUUUUGUUUUGUUAUACUGGGCUGUUCCUGAGUGUGUUCGCAAGCGGGUGACAUGUUGCCUUGUAUUCCCCGGUCUGGUUUGGAGAUAGCUUAUCAAAACAGGUCCUAGUAGCAAGUGUAGUGGUCUAUAAGACCUGUGACAUAUGGAUAUCUUUGCCAGAG